UCUGGCCCUGUGGGUGUGACAAGAGGCAGAAUGACUGAGCUUUGUAGUUCCUGAUCCGGAACCAGUUUUGUGGACACCCGGAAGAAGUAGGUGGCGCGCGAAGCGUGUUCCUCGUUCGGGUGUGGAGAACCGCAAGCGCUUCAGGUGCUCUCCAAGUUCUUGGUUAUGGAGUAUUUGGCUCAUCCUGGUACACUCAGCUUGGCUGCUGGAGUUGUUUGUGGCAUGUGCCUGGGCUGGGGCCUCCGGGGCUACCUUGGGAUGCUUCCCCAGCACUCAACAAGUGAGACAAGGAAAGACACAGAGAUGGGGACCGAAGCAAGCAUCCUGGGGGAAAGUGGGGAGUACAAAAUGAUUCUUGUGGUUCGAACUGACCUAAAGAUGGGAAAAGGCAAGAUCGCUGCCCAGUGUUCUCAUGCUGCUGUUUCUGCCUACAAGCAGAUUCAAAGGAGAAACCCUCAAGUGCUCAAAGAGUGGGAGUACUGUGGCCAGCCCAAAGUGGUGGUCAAAGCCCCGGAUGAAGACACCCUCUUUGAAUUACUGACCCAUGCAAAAACAUUGGGACUGACUGUAAGUUUGAUUCAAGAUGCUGGCCGUACUCAGAUUGAACCAGGCUCUCGAACUGUCCUGGGAAUUGGGCCAGGACCAGUAGAACUAAUCGAUGAAGUUACCGGCCACCUAAAACUUUACUAGAUGAGCUUUUGUGUGAUGCUGAUUCUGUCUGACAAGUAUGAAGCCUGUCAGUAACAAUAAAAGCUUAAUUUUUGCCCCACUUUAAAA
Messenger RNA from Mesocricetus auratus (golden hamster), 777 nucleotides. RefSeq names its product peptidyl-tRNA hydrolase 2 (gene Ptrh2). Gene Ontology annotation, molecular function: peptidyl-tRNA hydrolase activity. Gene Ontology annotation, cellular component: cytosol; mitochondrion. The transcript has 2 exons. The record is from RefSeq and is a predicted model, not a curated record. NCBI's taxonomy places the organism in Eukaryota, Metazoa, Chordata, Mammalia, Rodentia, Cricetidae. Bases 166 to 690 code for a protein of 174 amino acids. Gene Ontology annotation, biological process: negative regulation of anoikis; positive regulation of anoikis.